CAAAUAUUAAAAUGAUCACAGAAGUACUGGGAUAAAAGUUUAUAGUUCGGAUAUAAACACUGAUGUCUACGGUAGCGAUCAUAAGAGCAAUUCACCUUUUGUAAAAAAAAACUUGUUGCUUCAAACAACGAUUGUAUCGAUUACAUUGUUAUGCCAUUAGUUGGCGACAAGUGACUGUUUAUAACAUGAGCUUUGUCCCAAUUCGGAGGCUGCGUCCUCUGGAGAGGCAUUUAAAGUGUGAUUGCGUCACAUCGGCACGGCGAAGGCUGUCCCAAUUCAAAGGCUGCACCCUUCGAAGGCCAAUUGUGUCACCGCGGAGUGACAAAGGCUACCCCGAUUAUAAUGCGACUUCAAAUGCGCCCUUUGUUUCUCAGGCAAUGAAGGAUACAACUGAUGGACCCUUCGCUUGCAAAACGUGUUGUAAAAUUUUCUUUUGUUUUAGGGCUCCAGGUGCGGACACCUGAAUUUAUUAAAAUGAGGGCUGACCACGACCAUUUAUUUACCGGGGACAAAAACUCGGCCAGUGUGGCUUGGGGGGCAGUUCUGAGGAAAAUGGGCCUGCUGGGGAAGGCCACUCCCAAAAAGGCAGCAAGAAAAUGGAAGUACUUAAAAACACAAUACAAAAAUUGCAAGUGUAAGGGAGCGAGUGCUAAAACUUGGCCGUGGUUUGCCCACAUGGAUAAGGUGUUGGGACAGAGGCAUUCCACCAACCCCCAUUUCCAACUUGCCUCCUUCCCUGAGGACACACCAGGCUCAAGUUCAGCAGUGCAUGACGAAGAUGAGGAGGAGCCACGACCACCACCAGCCAAGAGAAAAAGAGGCCAUGUUGAUGAGCUGGUCGAGAUAUCAGAUGAGAGCACACAGUCCCUGACCCAAACCCAGGCCAACACCACACAGCCCGGAUCUCCUGACUCCCCUAAUGUGCCACCACUCUGCACAGCUAAAACUUCUCGCCGUACUCUUGCUUCAGAGAGAAGGGCUGAGGCAGAUCAGCCCUGUGUCCUGAAUGGCAUUAAUAGCAAGUCAGAUGAGGAAGAGCAUUUUCUUUUAAGUUUAGCUGGGGCAUUGAGACACCUUCCUCCAUGCAGUCGAUCCAAGGUUAAAAUCAAAUUUCAACAGAUUUUACAUGAGGCGGAAUUUAACAAUCAGUAAAACAGUAUCAUGCAUA
Messenger RNA from Rhinichthys klamathensis goyatoka, 1168 nucleotides. RefSeq lists its product as uncharacterized. Bases 394 to 1152 code for a protein of 252 amino acids. The record is from RefSeq and is a predicted model, not a curated record. Lineage: Eukaryota; Metazoa; Chordata; Actinopteri; Cypriniformes; Leuciscidae. Gene Ontology annotation, molecular function: DNA binding. The transcript has 4 exons.